Molecule: messenger RNA, 1991 nt
Organism: Chiloscyllium plagiosum (whitespotted bambooshark)
Lineage: Eukaryota; Metazoa; Chordata; Chondrichthyes; Orectolobiformes; Hemiscylliidae
Gene: hint3
Product: histidine triad nucleotide binding protein 3
Molecular function (GO): catalytic activity
Source: RefSeq, a predicted model, not a curated record
CCCUCUGGGCUCGAUUGGUCGGUGCGGAUGGGCGGCCUCUGGGCUCCAUUGGUCGGUGCGGAUCGGUGUUCUCCGGGCUCCAUUGAUCGGCGCUGUUGCCAUGGCGGCGGUUGGUGUCGGGGAUGAUGGGGACACUGCGGGCCCGGUUGCGGCCGCAGAAAAGUCUGAGGCCGGGGCCUCGGGAGCGGCCUAUCCGGAAUUUGAUAAAAAAUGCAUCUUUUGUAGAAUCGGGAAUAGAGAGGAGUCGGUGGAUUUGCUGCAUUGGGAUGACCAGUUUGCUUGCUUUAGGGACAUUCGCCCUGGUGCGCCCCAUCAUUAUCUUGUUGUACCAAGAAAACACAUUGCAAAUUGCAAAUCUCUGAAGAAGGAGCAUAUAUCAGUGGUUCAAAAGAUGGUGAACAUUGGAAAAAGUGUACUGCAACAAAAUGGCAUGAAUGACCUGGCAGAUAUAAGGCUGGGCUUUCACCUGCCCCCAUUCUGUACAAUAACUCACUUGCACUUGCAUGUAUUGGCUCCAGCCAGUCAGAUGGGAUUUAUAUCGAGACUGGUUUACCGAGUUAAUUCCUACUGGUUCGUUACAGUUGACAAAUUGAUUGAAAAUCUAAAGUCUCUUCCGGAUGAGUGAAUGAUAGAAGAUACUAUAUCCAUGCAGUUGAGUUCCACUGCAGAUACUUCUAGAAGACUUCAAGACUGCAGCUGCUCUUUGAUCUGGAUUUAAUGAACAAGAAUUAAUUUAUGCCCAUUAGAAUUGAAAAAAAAAUCCAUUUACUCGGUUUCUGUUUUUUCAAAUUCAUAACUUUUCAUUUAGGAAGUGAAGAUCUGUAGCAGUUUUCUGGACAGUUUAACAAAAACUGCAAAAUUUACUUGUGUAAGUGAAAAAUAACGACUUGUUAAACUUGUCAGCAUGCACGCAAUCAGAAAAUUUAGCUAGAUGUAAAAUUGGAAAUACUGAAGAACUUUACUUAUGUAAUGUUGUUAUGUAAGUUUUGUCUUAAAUACCAUUUUAAAUAUUUAAUUGUAUCAACAUUACAGUAAACCUUAAGUAUGUGAAAAUGUUCCAUGUGCAAUAAAUAUCUUGUAUGUGGCAAGUUAUUAGUACAUGACUACAUUGGUAUGGAUUAGGUUUUCAGAUAUUGUAACAAAUUUUUGUUCUCAGUUUAUGGAACUGAAUAUGAGAGCACACUAAUUCAUUCAGAAAAUGUAUAAUGUGUUCUUACAGAUAGAACGUAAAAAUGAGUCGCUACUGUGCCACCAUCUUGUGUUGAAUUGUUUGUGCUAACAUAACAACAGUUAUAGAGUCCAUUAAUUUGAAUAUAAAAAUAGAAUAAUUAUACAAUUAUAAUGUACAUUCACUGCAGAAUAUCCAAGCCAUUGCUUGUAAGUGCAUUACAAGUUGAAUUGCUGGUGUUCUCUGUGCCAUAGCUACUUGAUGCUUUUAUAAUGCAGUAUUCUCUGAUCCACAGUACUGCAUUUUCUUAAAUGUGUUAACACUGAAAUCUAAUUUUCAGCUCACAACUAUAAGAUUUUGGCACCUCUGAAAUGCUGGAUUUUACCCUAAUGUCUCAAACACUGGCAACCUACAUCUCUUAGAGAGUUAGUGUGUUGGCAGUGGAGGUUUAUGGAUAGUGAAAGUUGGGACACCAGUCUGGGCAGAAUUGGUAUGUUUAGACAGUAUCGUGAAAAAGCAGUGUGCAAAUACAACAUUGAGGUGUAACCUGGAAACUGAAGUAUGUUUUCAUGAGGUACAGUUUUGCAGUUUAUAAGUUGUCCUUUAAGGUCACAAGGGUGUUCAGUUGUGCCCAGUUGGUUUCUAUUUCAAAAUAUUAGAUUUUGGUAUAAGCACACUUAGAGCGGCACGGUGCCUCAACGGUUAGCAUGGUGGCCUUACAACAACAGGGACCUGGGUUUGAUUCCAGCCGCGGGCGACUGUGCAAACUGCACACAUUCUCCCUGUGUCUGUGUGGAUUUCCUUUGGGUGCUUCUGUUUCUUC